AUGCAGAAAAUCGUUGAAAACAUGACAUUGCUGCCUGAUUACACCAUGCUAAGAUCAAAGAUUUCAAAGGGAUUUCCCUUUAUAAAUGCAGACGAGUGGAAAUCGUGGUGUCUGGUAUACUCUCCAGUGGUUCUACAAGGCGUACUACCAAAGCAAAAGUUUGAGAAUUGGAUGUUUUUUGUGAAUGCCUGCCGUUUCCUUACCAAGCCAAAUGUUUCCAAAGAUGAUAUACAGUCAGCACACAUAGCACUUGAGAAGUUUGGUAAAGAUUGUGAAAGGCUGUAUAGCAAGGAUCUGUUAUCUCCAAACAUGCAUCUCCAUCUUCAUCUUCGCAACACAAUCAAGGACUUAGGGCCUGUUUAUGGGUACUGGCUCUUUAGUUUCGAGCGAUACAACAGUGUUCUAAAGAAUAUCAAUACCAACAGAAGGAGCGGCUUUGAAAUGACAUACAUGAAAACAUUCAUUGAAGAUACCCGUAAAGGCGAUUUUGUUUGCAAUUUCUUGAAGACAUCUGGUCCAUUCAAUUUCUCCGGCAUCUUUGAUAAAUUGGUAACUGGUUAUAGUCCUGCUGAUUCUACAACUAGCACCGCCUUGUACAAUUGGUUCUCUCUACCAGACUUUCUUGAUGCUGCUGAAAAUCCGAACUUGUCAAUUCGUGGUAACAAGCCUUUGCUACCAUCAGCGCUGCCCUUGCAAAAAAAAGCAUAUGAGAUGAUGCCAAGACAGGAGUAUGAUUGUUUGGUAGGAUAUUACCAAGCUGUUUACAAUGAUCCCACCAUCUCCAGUUGCAAAGAUGUGAUUCAAGAUACAGCUUUCGUCAAUGACUGGAUCGAAAUGCUCAAAUCCGUCAACCUCCUUGGCCAGACAUUCAAGGGAAGUAGAGGUACAAAUGGAAGAGGAUCAUAUAUACAAGCAAUGUUCAUAGAAGGUCGAAACGGAGCAAAGUAUGCGUAUGUCGGAGAGAUUCAGUACCUAUUUGUUCAUUCAUUUAGUCCACUUGUUUCUACUCCACAUCACAGAACACCCCAAAGUAGCCAACAUACAUUUGCUUAUGUAAAAUGGUACAAGGCUUCCAAGGAGACAAGUAGAAAAAUUGCAGGCGUAGAAAUAUGGGAUGUUGCGUUUUCUUUGCCUGACUUUCAAAGCAUCUUGCCAGUGCACCAAAUUCUCCUUCCUGUUGCAAUUGUUGACCAUACAACAUUACAAAAUAUCAGCAAAAAACUUAUUGUUUCUUUGUCUAGAAAACUUUACUUUUAA
This is a messenger RNA of Phycomyces blakesleeanus NRRL 1555(-), 1257 nucleotides long. RefSeq lists its product as hypothetical. The coding region runs from base 1 to 1257 and encodes 418 amino acids. The transcript has a single exon. Lineage: Eukaryota; Fungi; Mucoromycota; Mucoromycetes; Mucorales; Phycomycetaceae. The record is from RefSeq and is a predicted model, not a curated record.